This is a messenger RNA of Salvia splendens (bonfire salvia), 1710 nucleotides long. RefSeq names its product pentatricopeptide repeat-containing protein At1g07590, mitochondrial. Gene Ontology annotation, cellular component: mitochondrion. The record is from RefSeq and is a predicted model, not a curated record. Lineage: Eukaryota; Viridiplantae; Streptophyta; Magnoliopsida; Lamiales; Lamiaceae. The transcript has 2 exons. Gene Ontology annotation, molecular function: protein binding. The coding region runs from base 46 to 1611 and encodes 521 amino acids.
AAAACAAACUAGGAGUAUCAAGUAAUGAGAGUUGCGUAGUGAAGCAUGAGAGUCAUCGCCUUUGUUCUUCACCAGCAGAGCACCAUUCGUCGAACAAUUAACGUCCCCUAUCUUUACCCCAACAUUCUCAGUUUCUGCACUCAAGGACCACUGGCCGGAACUCCACUGGCAACUGAAAACGAACCCAAAGAUGGCGAAGCCAAGAGUUUAAGUUGGAGAAUCGAGAAAUUGUUGAAAGGGGAUUCGGUCACCUCCGCCUUUUGCCGCUGGAUGGGCGAUGGCCUACCCAUUCACAGAGGCGAUAUUUUCCAUAUGAUCAACCGUUUGCGGAGGCUUCAAUCCAAUAAACGCGCUCUAGAGGUGAUGGAGUGGGUGAUAAGGGAGAGGCCUUACAAGCCAACAGAGCUAGACUACUCCUACUUGCUAGAAUUCACCAUUAAGUUUCAUGGGGUGGCACAAGGCGAGGCCCUCUUCACUCGAAUCCCAUCCGAGUUUCAAAACGAGCUGCUUUACAACAAUCUCGUGCUCGGAUGCCUGGACAAAGGUUUGAUACGUCUCUCGUUGGCAUACAUGAAGAAGAUGAGGGAGUUAGGCCAUCCCAUAUCGUACUUAGCUUUCAACCGCCUGAUCAUACUGCAUUCCUCCCCCAGCCGGAGAAAAGCAAUUCGGAAGAUCAUGAUUCAGAUGAAAGCCGAUAAAGUGGUCCGCCACGUCUCAACUUACAAUAUCUUGAUGAAGAUUGAAGCCAAUGACCACAACAUUGAAGGCCUGGUGAGAGUCUUUGGCGACAUGAAGCAGAUGAUGGUGGAACCAAACGAAAUAUCUUACUGCAUUUUGGCUGUCUCUCAUGCUGUAGCCAGGCUGUAUACCGCUUGUGAGGCUUAUGUGGAGAUCAUCAAGAAGUCUAUGACGGGGGAUAACUGGUCUACACUCGACAUUCUUGUGAUACUGUAUGGAUAUUUGGGGAGUGAGAAGGAGGUGGAACAAAUGUGGUCGAAGGUUCAAGCCCUUCCUUACGUCCGGGGCAAGAGUUUCUUGUUGGCAAUUGAAGCCUUUGGUAGGAUUGGAAAUCUUGGGCGUGCAGAGGAGCUGUGGCACGAGAUGGUCACCGAGAAAGGCUUGAAGUCGAGUGAGCAGUUCAACUCGAUGAUCGGUGUGUAUUGCAGAAACGGAUUGAUCACAAAAGCCACGGGGCUGUAUAAAGACAUGGAGAGGAGUGGGUGCAAGGCAAAUGCAAUAACGUUUCGGCAUCUUGCACUUGGUUGCUCGAGAGCAGGGCUACUGAAGGAAGCUAUAAGAACUCUUGAAUUAGGUUCAGAGUUUGUGGCAAGCGCUAGGAUCAGGAGAUCGAGUCCGUGGCUGGAAACUACGCAUUCGAUAAUGGGGGUUUUUGCAGAAGAUGGGGAUGUGGAGAAUGUGGAGAAGUUGUUUGAAGAGUUGAAGAGUGUGAACUACAGUAGGUAUAGCUUCGUGUAUAAUACGUUGAUUAAGGCAUAUGUGAAGGCGAAGGUAUACGAGCCUAAUCUUCUUAGAAGGAUGAUUUUGGGAGGAUGUAGGCCGGAUGCUGAGACGUAUAGCCUCAUGAGGCUCAUAGAGCAGUUCCGGCUGUGAUUACAGAUUCUGAAAUGAUUUUUCCUCUUCUAUUUCAUGGUCUGACUCAGCCAAUGUGUACAAGGACUAUUUUAUUUAAAGAGUGAAUUUGUUACUUCA